Molecule: messenger RNA, 927 nt
Organism: Mesoplodon densirostris (Blainville's beaked whale)
Lineage: Eukaryota; Metazoa; Chordata; Mammalia; Artiodactyla; Ziphiidae
Gene: GNMT
Product: glycine N-methyltransferase
Exons: 6
Coding region: 1-927 (308 amino acids)
Biological process (GO): protein homotetramerization; S-adenosylmethionine metabolic process; one-carbon metabolic process
Cellular component (GO): cytosol
Molecular function (GO): identical protein binding; glycine N-methyltransferase activity; glycine binding
Source: RefSeq, a predicted model, not a curated record
AUGCGGAGCCGGUGGCAGCGGAGCCACGCACGUCGCAGGAUGGUGGACAGCGUGUACCGGACCCGCUCCCUGGGGGUGGCGGCUGAAGGACUCCCGGACCAGUACGCGGACGGAGAGGCGGCGCGCGUGUGGCAGCUCUACAUCGGGGACACCCGCAGCCGCACCGACGAGUACAAGGCCUGGCUGCUCGGGCUGCUGCGCCAGCAAGGCUGCCAGCGGGUGCUCGAUGUGGCCUGCGGCACUGGGGUGGACUCCAUCAUGCUGGUGGAAGAGGGCUUCAGUGUGACAAGCGUGGAUGCCAGUGACAAGAUGCUGAAGUAUGCGCUUAAAGAGCGCUGGAACCGGCGGCACGAGCCUGCCUUUGACAAAUGGGUCAUUGAAGAAGCCAACUGGAUGACUCUGGACAAAGAUGUGCCCCAGCCACCAGGGGGUGGCUUCGAUGCUGUCAUCUGCCUUGGAAACAGUUUUGCCCACUUGCCAGACUGCAAAGGGGACCAGAGUGAGCACCGGCUGGCCCUGAAGAACAUCGCGAGCAUGGUGAGGUCAGGGGGUGUGCUGAUCAUCGAUCAUCGCAACUACGACCACAUCCUCAGCACAGGCUGCGCACCGCCAGGAAAGAACAUCUACUAUAAGAGUGACCUGACCAAGGACAUCACAACGUCAGUGCUGACGGUGAACAACAAGGCCCACAUGGUGACCCUGGAUUACACGGUGCAGGUGCCAGGGACUGGCCAGAGCGGUUCUCCUGACUUGAGUAAGUUCCGGCUCUCCUACUACCCUCACUGUCUGGCAUCCUUUACGGAGUUGCUUCAAACAGCCUUCGGGGGCAAGUGCCAGCACAGCGUCCUGGGUGACUUCAAGCCUUACAAGACGGGCCAGGCCUACAUUCCCUGCUAUUUCAUCCACGUGCUCAAGAAGACAGACUGA